Messenger RNA from Peromyscus eremicus (cactus mouse), 2635 nucleotides. RefSeq names its product dpy-19 like C-mannosyltransferase 3 (gene Dpy19l3). The coding region runs from base 208 to 2358 and encodes 716 amino acids. Gene Ontology annotation, cellular component: nuclear inner membrane. Lineage: Eukaryota; Metazoa; Chordata; Mammalia; Rodentia; Cricetidae. The transcript is spliced from 19 exons. Gene Ontology annotation, molecular function: mannosyltransferase activity. The record is from RefSeq and is a predicted model, not a curated record.
GCCCCCCAGGCCCAGCCUUGAAUCGCGCCUCACAGAGCCAUCCGCCGCUGGGUCCUCCCGGUCUCCACCUUGCUCUAGACCGUGGUGUGGGCGCGUCCCCAAGGCCUGGGUGUCCGGCGUGCUUCUUUGCCAAUCCCAAGCCGCCCGCGAGGACUGCUGAGGCCGCAGGAGUUGUUGGAAGAACAAUGCACAUGAAUCUUUGACAUCAUGAUGUACGUCCGGCAAAGAAAAGAGACAAAAACCAUAGAAGUUUCUGAGGAUUUUCUAUCACCAAAAGAAAAUGUGAAGUUGGAAAAGAAAUUGCCAUCUGGUUGUGCCUCGGGAAGGUUCUGGAAGAUCCUGUCGUCUGUGGUUGGUGGAAUCGUGGCCCUUUGCAUUGGACUUCUUACAUCUGUCUACCUGGCCACCCUGCAUGAGAAUGAUUUGUGGUUUUCCAAUAUUAAGGAAGUAGAGCGAGAAAUCUCAUUCAGGACGGAAUGUGGACUGUAUUAUUCAUACUACAAGCAGAUGCUGCAGGCGCCGACCCUCCUGCAAGGUUUUCGUGGCCUAAUCUAUGACAAUAAAACGGAAUCCAUGAGGACGAUUAACCUCCUCCAACGAAUGAAUAUUUACCAAGAAGUUUUCCUCAGUGUUUUGUAUAGAGUCCUCCCCAUACAGAAAUAUCUAGAACCUGUUUAUUUUUAUAUCUACACUCUUUUCGGGCUCCAAGCAGUCUACGUCACAGCCCUUUAUAUCACCAGCUGGCUUCUCAGUGGCACCUGGCUGUCAGGACUGUUGGCAGCUCUCUGGUACGUCACCAACAGAACAGAUACCACGAGAGUUGAGUUUACCAUCCCGCUGAGGGAGAACUGGGCUCUGCCUUUCUUCGCAAUUCAGAUUGCGGCAGUUACCUACUUUCUGAGACCAAACUUACAGCCUCUGUCUGAAAAGCUGACACUUGUUGCCAUUUUCAUAUCAACUUUUCUCUUCAGCCUGACAUGGCAGUUUAACCAGUUCAUGAUGCUGCUGCAGGCGCUGGUGCUAUUCAUCCUGGACUCCGUGGACAUGCUACCGGCCGUGAAGGCCACCUGGCUGUACGGCAUACAGAUAAGCUGCUUGCUCCUCGUCUGCAUGCUUCAGUUUUUUAACUCCAUGAUUCUGGGAUCGCUGCUCAUCAGUUUUAACCUUUCGGUAUUAAUUGUAAGAAAACUUCAGAAAAACCUAAAAACUGGGACCUUCCUGACUAGGAUUGGAAAACUAUUGUUGCAUUUACUUCUAGUUUUCUGUUUGACACUUUUUCUCAACAACGUUAUUAAGAAAAUUCUGAACCUGAAGUCAGACGAGCACAUCUUUAAAUUUCUGAAGGCCAAGUUUGGGUUUGGAGCCACCAGGGACUUCGAUGCGAAUCUCUACCUGUGUGAAGAAGCCUUCGGCCUCCUGCCUCUCAACACAUUCCACAGGCUCUCGGAGACACUGCUGUUUUACGCAUACGUGUUCGUCUUGUUGGUCACAGUGAUCACGGCUUCGGUGGUUGCCUUUCAUAACCUCAGUGAUUCCGCGAGUCUGCAGCCCAUGGGUCAGACAAGAAAGUGUGCAGUUGACCUGAAACCAGAAGCCGCUUACAACUUAAUCCACACCAUUCUGUUCGGGGUCCUGGCGCUGAGUACGAUGAGGAUGAAGUACCUGUGGACCUCCCAUAUGUGUGUGUUCGCAUCGUUUGGCCUGUGCAGCUCUGAGAUCUGGGAGUUGCUCCUGAGGCUGGUUCAUCUCUGUAACCCAAAGAGGAUCUGGGUCAUGCGGUAUUCGGUGCCCAUAGUCACCCUGCUGUACCUGUGCUGUAAGUCCUGGCCAGGAAUGAUGGAUGAACUCUCGGAGUUGAAAGAAUUCUAUGACCCAGAUACAGUGGAACUCAUGGACUGGAUUAGCUCUAACACACCAAGAAAGGCCGUGUUCGCUGGGAGCAUGCAGCUGCUGGCUGGAGUCAAGCUGUGCACGGGACGGACCCUAACCAACCACCCACACUAUGAAGACAAAAGCCUGAGAGAGCGGACCCAAGCGGUUUAUCAGAUAUACGCGAAACGGUCUCCAGAGGAAGUGCACUCGCUCCUGAGGUCCUUUGGCGCUGACUUUGUGAUCUUGGAAGAUAGCAUCUGCUACGAACGCAGGCACCAAAGGGGCUGCCGGCUGCGUGAUUUGCUGGACGUCGCCAACGGACACGAGAUGGAUGGGCCAGGAGAGAGUGACCCCGACUUGAGACCUGCAGACCACCCUCGCUUCUGUGAGGAGAUUAAAAGGAACCUGCCCUCCUAUGCAGCUCACUUCACUAGAGUAUUCCAGAACAAGACAUUCCACGUCUACAAACUGUCCAGAAACAAGUAACCGUGUCCAUCCUUAAAACCCCAGUGCAUCUGCGGCUGACGGAGUCAGUGUCUGUGAGUCAGGAGCAGGGCUGGCAGGAGUGCUGGGAUUGCGGGCAGCUGCAGACCACUCCGCCAUCCUCCGAAACCCUUCCACUAACGCCUGGCUCUUCCAUCCCGUCUCUGCCUUUUCCAUGAGUGUUCUUUCGCCUAACUGUGUGUACCUGUCCAAGACUGGGACUGUGCCACUGAGGGAGUCGUGUGUGACCCACUGGUGGCCUGGAAAAUGAGAGCCUAUU